AUGCCAUCUUUCUCAGGAGAUCAGGGUGGGAAUGGAGAGCAAUGUAUUGUAAUCGAUUGUGGAUCAGCUUAUAUGAAGGCAGGAACUGAUAGUGACAAGAAUCCAACGUGCAUUUUCCCUUCAAUGGUGGGCCAAUAUAGAUCAAGAUAUAUCCCAGAGGAUGAAGAUAAUAACCCAAUUUUUGUAGGAGAAGAAGCUAUAGCUCAGAGAAAAAAACUAUCUUUAACAUUUCCAAUUGAUCAUGGGCAUAUUGAUGACUGGACAAAAUUUGAAGAGUUAUUAAAUUAUCUAUUUUACAGAGGUUUAAAUAUUGACCCUAUUGACAGCUCAGUAAUAAUCACAAAGCCUCCUUUAUGUAGUAAUAGACAUGAAGAGAAGAUUACGGAACUAAUGUUUGAGAUGUUUCAGACUCAAAGUUUGAAUAUAGCUUUACAGGGAUUAAUGGCAUUAUAUAGCGUGGGAAGAACAACAGGAGUGGCUUGCGACAUUGGAGAAGGAGUAACACAGGUCGUACCUGUAUAUGAUGGCUACUGUGAUUCAAGCUCUCUUAGAAGGGCAGAUAUUGGCGGACAAGAAAUUACAAUGUAUUUACAAAAGCUUUUGUCUGAUAGGGGUUAUAUUGCAACAACUAGAGAUGACUUAGAACAUAUAAGAAUCAUUAAAGAGACUUUAUGUUACAUUGCAAAGGAUCCUGCAACAGAAAAUGAACGUCCUGAGGAGGAGAUUACUGAAGUAUAUACUUUACCUGAUGGAUUAACGCUUCAUGACGAACAUACAAACAAGAUUGAAAUUGACAAAGAAAGGUUUUACGCUCCCGAAGUUAUUUUUGACCCAAAGCUUAUAAUGAGAGAUGUACAGCCAAUUCAUGAGUUAGUUAUGGAAUCCAUUAUGUCAUCUCCUAUGGAAGUUAGGAAAACACUUAUGGGUUCAAUAUUACUUAGUGGGGGAACAUCUCUUACAAAAGGUAUUGAAGAAAGAUUAGAAGAAGAGUUGAUGUAUAUUUGUCCUUCUCAAGCUAAAAGCAACAUUAGAGUUACACCUGCUGAUGACCGUAACUAUGCCAUUUGGAAGGGCGCUCAGCUAUUUAGUGCUUUAAGGGACUACCAGGAAAAUCUUUGGAUAUCAAGAGAUGAGUACCUCGAAGAAGGAGUCAAUAUUUGUAUCAAGAAACAACCUUUCUUUAGCUACAUGCCCAAGUAA
Molecule: messenger RNA, 1200 nt
Organism: Cryptosporidium ubiquitum
Lineage: Eukaryota; Apicomplexa; Conoidasida; Eucoccidiorida; Cryptosporidiidae
Product: actin
Exons: 1
Coding region: 1-1200 (399 amino acids)
Source: RefSeq, a predicted model, not a curated record